Fomitiporia mediterranea MF3/22 is the source of this 1704-nucleotide messenger RNA. Its product is annotated as Dor1-domain-containing protein. Bases 1 to 1704 code for a protein of 567 amino acids. The record is from RefSeq and is a predicted model, not a curated record. Gene Ontology annotation, cellular component: COG complex. NCBI's taxonomy places the organism in Eukaryota, Fungi, Basidiomycota, Agaricomycetes, Hymenochaetales, Hymenochaetaceae. Gene Ontology annotation, biological process: intra-Golgi vesicle-mediated transport. The transcript has a single exon.
AUGGCUGAGCCAGAGACGCUUGCAGACGUACUAGCUACCAACAAUGGCGAAGGGCCGUCAUCGAAUCUACGUGCACGUCUCUCGACACCAGAAAUCACACAAUACCUCACCCAUCUAACCUCGCUCAGCUUGCCUGAAAUCGUGCAUGAGCCGACAACACUCGCCUCAGAGGCUUCACAGCUCACAAACUCACUCACUUCACUCUGCCACGCUGAAUACCCGACAUUCCUCUCGCUUCAUCGCACCUCAUCAGUUCUCUCUUCCUCGUUCACUACUCUCUCAUCUUCACUCAACUCUCUCUUAUCCGCACUACCCGCACUCGAAUCCUCCGCACGUCAAUUCACCCAAGAAACACACACCAUCCAAGAUGCACGCACCAAAGCCCGAAAAGUCCUCUCAGCACACGACGCCCUCAUCGACAUCCUCGACGUCCCCCAACUAAUCGACACCUGCGUCCGAAGUUCAUACUACCAAGAAGCAAUGGACCUCGCAGCACACGCAUCCCGACUCGCUCAAUCUCUCCCAGACGUACCAAUCGUACAAGACGUCAACGCAGAAGCGUCCCACUCUAUGCGUCUUAUGCUCGCUCAGCUCCUUGCAAGGCUUCGUGAACCUGCGAAGUUACCUGCGCUUUUUAAAGCUGUGUCGUUCUUGAGGAAGAUGUGUGUGUUGGAAGAGAAGGAGUUGGCGCUUGUGUUUUUGACGAGUCGGUUGGUUAAUUUGAAUGCGAUGGUUGAAGGGAUUGAGAAGGAAAGGACGGACCAUGCGAGGUAUGUUAGGAAGUAUGUCGACGUUUGGAGGGAGGGUGUGUCGGAUGUCAUUACGCAGUACACUACCAUCUUCCUCGAGCGUGCACCGACAUCUUCGGACUCGAACGCAGCAGAACGAACACACGAACUUCGAUACCUCCUCUCCGCACUCACACAUCACCAAGUCAGCUCACUCCUCACAAUCCUCCGUACCCACCUCUCCCACAUAACCGACGCAACAUCCCUCUCAGCACUCCUCACCCAACUCACACACUGCGGAGCCGCACUCGCCCGCUCAGGUCUCGAUUUCCGCUCACUCUUACCCCCUUUAUUCGAACAUGCUGUCCAAGUGCGGUUCUCUACCUCUCUUGAAGCGGCUACGGAUGCGUUUAUUAUGACGUUGUCAGAUGCGAAGAAGUAUCGGAGGCAGCCUUCAAAUGUGUUGUGUACGCCUGCGGCUGCGUCUUCUCCGCCUGAAGAUGUGAUUGUUCCGGAACAACUACACGUCCCUCCACAUAUCCUCGCGUCUUACCCACCUCUCGCAAUAUACACCAACGCUAUCCUCACAGCUCUCAACAGUCUCCGACUCCUCGCUCCCUCUUCCCUCCUCACCACCCUUCUUUCCACCAUGGCUGACGCACUCACACGCGCUUCUUCAGAGUUCCUGCAGUAUUCGCAAAGUGCUGUGGAGACCGCAACAACUGAAAAAGCAAAAGCCAAGUCGAGGAUAGUAUUGAACGAAGAUGAGGAACCUCCCGAUCAGGAAAGGAUUGUAAGAGCUGCUGGGAAGGUGUUCGUCAGGUUAUUGGUUCCUUACGUGCGACGCGCACUCGUUCAGGGUGUGUAUGGAGUGGAGAGGAUUGAUGAGUUUGAUGCAGCAAUGGGGUUGAACGAUAGUCUCACUCAAUGGGACGCUUGGCUCGAUCCGCCUAAUACCAUACCAGAAACCAAUUAA